Molecule: messenger RNA, 258 nt
Organism: Ilex paraguariensis (yerba mate)
Lineage: Eukaryota; Viridiplantae; Streptophyta; Magnoliopsida; Aquifoliales; Aquifoliaceae
Source: the annotation of a GenBank genome assembly
AUGGUUGAAGUAACUAAGAAAAAGCCUAGCAAAUCCCUAUAUGCAAAAGCCACGGAUACUGGUAUUGAUCCCAAAGAGGCCGCAAAAAGACUCAACAUUGAUUGGGAUUCAGCUGCUGAAAUUGAGGACAUUGAUGUCAGUGAUGACACUGAAGUGCCUCCAGCUGUGGGAUAUGGAGCACUGUACUUAGUGACAGCAUUUCCAGUCAUCAUCGGUAUCUCGGUAGUGUUGAUUCUCUUUUAUAAUUCUCUCCAGUAA